AUGGAUCAGAUGUAUUCUGCACAGAGGAAGGUGUGGGCGAGCAGGGGUGAGGAACAUGAAGCAGGGACGAAGGAGUUUAUUGAGUUACUCAAGACUCUUGAAGCUGAGCUUGGAGACAAACCUUACUUUGGUGGUGAUAGAUUUGGCUAUGUAGACAUUGGGUUGAUUAGAUUCUACACGAUGUUUCCGGCAUACGACAAGUUUGGUAACUUGAGCAUCGAAUCGGAGUGUCCGAAACUGAUCGCUUGGGGUAACAAGUGUCUGCAGAGAGAGAGCGUGGCUGAGUCCUUGCCUGAGUCUGACAAGGUUACUAUAUUUAUCUCUGAGUUCAGGAAGAUAAGUAUGGUUGACAAGUAA
Molecule: messenger RNA, 357 nt
Organism: Microthlaspi erraticum
Lineage: Eukaryota; Viridiplantae; Streptophyta; Magnoliopsida; Brassicales; Brassicaceae
Source: the annotation of a GenBank genome assembly